AUGGGGUUGGACAGCAUACUAGGUUACCUGCAGAAUAAGACCAUUUUGAUCACUGGUGCGACCGGAUUCCUUGGAAUGGUGUUUGUGGAGAAAAUUCUAAGGGUGCAACCAAAUGUGAAGAAGCUCUAUCUUCUUAUAAGAGCCUCUGAUAUCAAGUCAGCAACUAAACGCAUCCAUGAUGAGAUUAUAGGGAAGCAAUUGUUUAGGGUUCUGAGAGAGAAAAGGGGAGCAGAUUUCGAUUCUUUCAUUUUUGAAAAAGUUGUCGCUCUCCCUGGAGAUGUCACUUUCGAGAACCUUGGAGUGAGUGAGCCCAGAUUGAUGGAAGAACUGUGCAAUGAAAUACAGAUCAUUGUAAACUCUGCAGCCACAACCAACUUUGACGAAAGAUAUGAUAUUUCACUGGCAGUAAAUACUUUUGGAGUUCGGCAAGUGUUGAGCUUUGCGAAAAAAUGUUUCAAACUAGAGAUGCUUCUCCACGUAUCAACUGCUUAUGUUUGUGGUGAAAGGGCAGGGCUCAUACCAGAAGACUCUUCUUCAAUGAAUAAGAUGGUUAAAGAGAUGGCUAAUCUUGAUUUUGAAACAGUGGAGAAGAACCUUGUGAAGGAGAAACUGAAUGAAUUGAAAGCAUUAGAUACUUCAGAAGAAGUUGUUAGAAACACAAUGAAGGAUUUCGGCAUUAAAAGGGCUAGACUGUAUGGAUGGCCAAACACAUAUGUGUUCACAAAAGCUGUGGGUGAGAUAUUUCUGCAACGUUCGAAAGACAAUUUACCUCUUGUGAUCGUACGUCCACCUAUAGUUACAAGCACUUACGAAGAACCGUUUCCUGGUUGGAUCCAAGGUUUCAGAACUAUUGACAGCGUUAUUGCUGGUUAUUGCAAAGGGAAGCUGACAUGCUUGUUAGUUGAUCCUGCAACAGUACUCGACAUGAUUCCAGUUGACAUGUUGGUAAAUUCAAUAAUCGUAGCGAUGGUGGUAAAUGCAAAUCAGCCAACUGCUAAUAUUAUUUACCAAGUCGGAUCCUCAUUGAGAAACCCUUUGAAUUUCUCUCAAAUGCACGACUUCAUCUUCCAAUACUUCACGAAAAAUCCAUGGCUCAAUAAGGAUGGUGAGCCUGUAAUUGUUACCAAGGGCACAAUAUUGACGACUAUGGCUACUUUUCGCAUGUAUAUGAAUUUUCGUUACAUGCUACCUUUGAAGGGAUUAAAUUUCGUGAACAAAACAUUUGGCCAGUAUUUCCAAGACAUUUAUGUCAACCAUAGUCGGAAGCUAGACCUGGUGAUGCGCUUGGUAGAUCUAUACAAACCAUAUAUGCUAUUCUACGGAAUCUUCGAUGACGCCAAUACACAGAAGUUGUGGAAGACAGCAAAUGAGAGUUUCUUAGAGGUUGGAAGUUUUAAUUUUGAUGCAACAUGCAUAGAUUGGGAAGAAUACAUCAAGCACACUCACAUUCCCGGGCUCCUAAAACAUGUUUUGAUCAAAUGA
Messenger RNA from Argentina anserina (silverweed cinquefoil), 1482 nucleotides. Its product is annotated as alcohol-forming fatty acyl-CoA reductase-like. The transcript has 10 exons. Gene Ontology annotation, biological process: suberin biosynthetic process; long-chain fatty-acyl-CoA metabolic process. Gene Ontology annotation, cellular component: intracellular membrane-bounded organelle. The coding region runs from base 1 to 1482 and encodes 493 amino acids. The record is from RefSeq and is a predicted model, not a curated record. Gene Ontology annotation, molecular function: alcohol-forming very long-chain fatty acyl-CoA reductase (NADP+) activity. Lineage: Eukaryota; Viridiplantae; Streptophyta; Magnoliopsida; Rosales; Rosaceae.